This is a messenger RNA of Manihot esculenta (cassava), 2106 nucleotides long. RefSeq names its product aspartic proteinase. Gene Ontology annotation, biological process: lipid metabolic process; proteolysis. The transcript has 14 exons. The record is from RefSeq and is a predicted model, not a curated record. Lineage: Eukaryota; Viridiplantae; Streptophyta; Magnoliopsida; Malpighiales; Euphorbiaceae. Bases 422 to 1936 code for a protein of 504 amino acids. Gene Ontology annotation, molecular function: aspartic-type endopeptidase activity.
CCAGCUUUCAGGAAACUCAUCUUUUUUCAUAUUUUUCACUCUGUUGACCUCAGCACCAACUGUUCUCUUUGCUUCUGUUAUAUCCCAUCUCAGGUUGUUCUUCCAAAGCUCAGGUUUUUCUUGUGUUAGAGCUUUUUUCAGUACAUGUUUCUUUUCACGAUAGAAAGGUUGUAAUAAUAACACUCAUCUUUAACUCUUCAAAAACUAUGAUUGAUACUGUUUAAUGUUACUUUAGUCACAAGAUAUUUUUAGGCUCUCAGUUUCUGCUUCUGAUAAAAGCCUCUGGUCUUUUCUUGUUGAAUUCCCAUGGAUGCUCAUGUAAUCAUCAAUGAUUGAGAAGCUGGAAUUUGGUUCACUGAUUUUACCACCGUGAUAGUGGGAGGCUACUGAUACCCUGAAUUAAACCUGAGUUUACCUAAUUAUGGGGAACCAAGUUCUUUGGUUGGCAUUUUGUUUCUGGGUUUUGACAAGCCUACUUCUGCCUGCUACCUCUGAUGGCCUAGUGAGAAUAAGCUUGAAAAAGCGUCCUCUGGAUCUCGAGAGCAUCAACGCUGCUAGACUUCUAAGGCAGGAGGGAAAAUUAAGAGUUGGUGCACACAGCAGGCUUCAUAUUUCAGAUAUGGAUGUAGUACCCCUUAAAAACUAUUUGGAUGCUCAAUACUUUGGAGAAAUUGGUAUUGGCUCGCCCCCACAGAAGUUCACUGUCAUAUUUGAUACUGGCAGUUCAAAUCUUUGGAUUCCAUCAUCAAAAUGCCACUUCUCUCUUGCCUGCUAUUUCCAUUCUAAAUACAAGUCGAGUCGGUCCACUACAUACACCAGAAAUGGAACAACUUGUGAAAUACAGUAUGGAUCAGGAUCAAUUGCUGGUUUCUUUAGUCAAGAUAAUGUUGAAGUUGGGAACCUCAUUGUCGAGGAUCAAGUUUUUAUCGAGGCUACACGAGAAGGAAGUCUUACAUUUGUCUUGGCAAAGUUUGAUGGAAUUCUUGGUCUGGGGUUUCAGGAAAUCUCAGUUGGGAAUGCUGUUCCUGUGUGGUAUAAUAUGAUGCAGCAGCGCCUCGUAGGCGAUGAUGUCUUCUCAUUUUGGCUCAACAAGGAUCCAGAGGCUGCAGAGGGUGGUGAGAUUGUUUUUGGUGGUGUUGAUGAAAAACACUAUAAGGGAAAACAUACCUAUGUUCCUGUCACUCAAAAGGGUUACUGGCAGUUCAAUAUGGGAGAUUUUCUAAUCGGAGAUCAUUCGACAGGUGUCUGCCAGGAGGGUUGUGCUGCAAUUGUGGAUUCAGGAACAUCCUUGCUUGUUGGUCCAACAGCUAUUGUGACCGAAAUCAAUCAUGCCAUUGGAGCUGAAGGGAUUGUGAGUGCUGAAUGCAAGGAAGUGAUUACACAGUAUGGAGAGUUAAUAUGGGAUCUAUUGAUAUCAGGGGUACAACCUGGUAAAGCAUGUUCACAGGUUGGUUUAUGUAUGUUCAAUGGGACUAAGCACGUGAGCACUGGGAUUGAAUCAGUGUUGGAGAAGGGAAACAAGGAGGAAUCUUCUAUUGGGGAUGAUCUUCUGUGCACAGCCUGUGAGAUGCUAGUCAUUUGGGUGCAGAAUCAACUAAAACAAAAGAAGACCAAGGAGGCUGCACUCGACUAUGUGAAUAAGCUAUGCGACAGGCUACCAAGUCCAAUGGGAGAGGCAGUGAUCGAUUGCGAGAGCGUAUUAAGCAUGCCAAAUAUCACUUUUACCAUAGGAAAUAAACCUUUCAAUCUCACUCCAGACCAGUAUAUUCUGAGGACUGGAGAAGGCACAGUAGCAGUUUGCAUCAGUGGGUUCAUGGCCUUUGACAUGCCUCCUCCAAGAGGUCCUCUCUGGAUCCUUGGAGAUGCAUUCAUGAGAGUGUAUCAUACUGUGUUUGACUUCGGUGAACUUCAACUAGGUUUUGCUGAGGCUGUUUAGCGCAAGCAAACCUUUUAUUAGGUUACAUAUUAUGAUCAGCUGCUCUGAUGGCAGAUAGUUGUGAUGUAAUGGAUAUAAAGGUUUGUGCUUGUUUAUAUGUGUAUCAUGACAACAAAUGGAUUACUGUAAGCUGACCUUACGUUGAAAACCUUUUUGCUUUUAAGUCUCAA